AUGGCAGCAGCAGCAAGUCGCAAUGUGCUGCGACGGUCCAUGCUCUAUGUCCCUGGCUCCUCCCAAAAAUUUCUCGACAAGUCCCGCACCCUCACCGCGGACUGCAUAGCCUACGACCUCGAAGACAGCGUGACACCCGGCCGCAAAGCCGAAGCCCGCAAGCUCGUCCGCACCGCCAUCGACCAACCCACCCCAGACAAUGUCCGCGAGCGCGCCGUCCGCAUCAACAGCGUCGGCAGCGGCCUCGCCCUCGCCGACAUUCAAGAAGUCUUACAAUCCCCCAACCUAACCACCCUCGUCGUGCCCAAAGUCGAAUCUGCUUCGGAUGUGCACUUUGUGCGCGAUGUGAUCGCCCACAGCCGGCCAAAGGAGCUGGCCGACAGCAAACCUCCAAUUACAAUGAUCGCGCUUAUAGAGUCUGCUCGAUCACUCACAGACCUGACCUCGAUCUGCGCCGCCGGCCCGGGUUUACUGAGUGGGCUGACCUUUGCGGCCGAGGACUUCGCGCUCGACCUCUCCCUCACACGCACACCCAGCCUGACCGAGUUCCUCUUCGCUCGCAGCGCAAUCGUCACUGCGGCACGUGCCCACGACCUUCCCUCCACUCUCGACCUCGUCGCAACGGCGUUCCGCUCGGAAGCAGACCAGGAGCAGCUGGUGCAGGAAUGCGAGGAUGGCGUAAGGAUGGGGUUCAACGGGAAACAAUGUAUUCACCCGAGUCAAGUCGCCACGGUGAAUAAGGUCUACAGUCCGUCGGAAAAGUUAGUGGAGUGGGCGGUGAGGCUGGUGAUUGCACAGAAGAAGGCGGAGGAGCAAGGACGAGGGGCGUGGACGUUGGAUGGGAAGAUGAUUGAUGCGCCUGUUGAGGGCAAGGCAAGGGCAAUCGUGGCAAAAGCCGAGCAGAUCGAUGCGGACCUGGUCAAGAGACUAAGGGAGCAGCACAAGGAUCAAGAGCCGCAAUGA
Cyphellophora attinorum is the source of this 963-nucleotide messenger RNA. RefSeq names its product Citrate lyase subunit beta-like protein, mitochondrial. The transcript has 2 exons. Gene Ontology annotation, molecular function: catalytic activity; magnesium ion binding. Bases 1 to 963 code for a protein of 320 amino acids. The record is from RefSeq and is a predicted model, not a curated record. Lineage: Eukaryota; Fungi; Ascomycota; Eurotiomycetes; Chaetothyriales; Cyphellophoraceae. Gene Ontology annotation, biological process: oxaloacetate metabolic process.